Capsella rubella is the source of this 767-nucleotide messenger RNA. RefSeq names its product photosynthetic NDH subunit of subcomplex B 4, chloroplastic. The coding region runs from base 100 to 630 and encodes 176 amino acids. The record is from RefSeq and is a predicted model, not a curated record. The transcript has 6 exons. NCBI's taxonomy places the organism in Eukaryota, Viridiplantae, Streptophyta, Magnoliopsida, Brassicales, Brassicaceae. Gene Ontology annotation, biological process: photosynthetic electron transport in photosystem I. Gene Ontology annotation, cellular component: chloroplast thylakoid membrane; NAD(P)H dehydrogenase complex (plastoquinone).
ACAAAAAUGAAUAAAAAAUAUAAAAUAAAAAAAAAUAUUGUAAACAAUACUGUGUCUUCUCUUUCUUUCACUGCUACCAUCUAGAACUAGAAGUAAGUAAUGGCUGAAGCUUUCACAAGUUCCACCUUCACUAACCUUCACAUCCCUUCUUCCUCCAAUCACUCGCCUAAGCAGAUUGCCGCACCAAGUCAUGGAUAUUGGCUAUCUAGGAAAUUGAUGAAUGAGAAGAGGGAAAAGAAUCUGAUGAGAGGAAGCUUAUGUGUAAGAAAGGCAUUGCCACAUGAUUUGCCAUUAAUGGCUGUGAUGGUUCAACAAAUUGAAGGCAUGCGUGAUAUCAUUACUGAGAAACACGUGUGGCAUCUUAGUGAUAAAGCCAUCAAGAAUGUUUAUAUGUUUUACAUCAUGUUCACUUGUUGGGGAUGUUUGUACUUCGGUUCCGCAAAAGAUCCAUUCUAUGACUCGGAGGAGUACCGUGGAGAUGGAGGUGAUGGAACUGGUUAUUGGGUCUACGAAACUCAAGAAGACAUAGAAGAGAAAGCAAGAGCAGAGCUAUGGCGUGAAGAACUUAUCGAAGAAAUUGAACAGAAGGUUGGUGGCUUAAGAGAGCUCGAAGAAGCUGUUACAAAGUAGAAAAAAAACUAACUUGUAAAUCAUAUAUACCAAUUCACAUACACAUAUAUUUCUUCUUAUAACGGUCAUAAGAAGUAAGAACAUUAUCAUAUAAUACAAUCUCUUCCAUAUAUACAAUAGUAUAAGUUAUCUGUUUC